AUGGUGAGCAGCUGGAGCACGUACAGGAUACGCCUGGAAGCGUAUUUCGAGGGAAAUGAAAUCACCGACAGUGCAAAGUGCCGUGCUGUUCUGGUGUCUUCGUUGAGCGAUAAUGUCGUCCGCCUCUUACAAGGUCGCCUUUCAACCGUGCCGGUCAACAGCCGAACCUACGAGCAAAUCGUUGAAUACCUGGAGAAACAGUACAACCCCCAAGUUAAUGAAACAGCAGCAAGUUUCUCGUUCUUCAUGCGCAAGCAACAGGGAGGUGAGGGCAUUCGGGAAUACAUCUCCGACCUCCUAAGAUUGGCAAAGAAUUGCAAUUUCGGCGACUCCCUGAAUAGGGUGCUGCGAGACCGCAUCGUAUGCGGCAUUCGGAAUGACGAUGCCCGUCGUUGCCUCCUUACGCACAAGAAGCUAACAGUCGAGGAGGCGGAGGAAUUUGCCAUAGCAUCGGAAAAAGCACUGAACGACGUGCUUUCGCCGGUAAGUGUUUCGGAAUGGGCAACUCCGGUCGUUCCAGUCGCAAAGAAGAACGGCGACAUACGGUUGUGCGGCGACUUCAAGUUGACCGUUAACCCAGCAUCGCACUUGGAACAAUAUCCCUUGCCCAAGGUUGAAGACAUUUUUGCGGCUCUUUCCGGAGGAGAAGUCUUCACAACGUUGGACUUGCGCAACGCCUACAAUCAGCUGCCGCUGGACGCAGAAGCAAGGAAGACAACUGUGCUAAACACACACCGAGGCCUGUAUUGCUACAAUCGACUAGCAUUUGGGAUUGCUUCAGCCCCCGCCUUGUUUCAGCGACGCAUGGAAUCCAUACUGCUAGGGAUGCCGAACGUCCAAGUGUACCUCGACAACAUCAUCGUGGCGGAAAAGAGAAACGACACUUCCGUGCUCCGGCAGGUGUUUCAGCGGCUGCGGGAAAACAACCUGAAGCUGAACAAAGCAAAGUGCCGAUUCAGAGAAGCGCAAGUGGCGUUCCUAGGGCAUCGCAUCGAUGCGGAUGGCCUUCAUCCCCUGCAAGACAACCUGGAGGCGGUACACGCAGCGCCGAAGCCAGCAUCGCAGUUGGUCGACAGCACGAACAAUGACGCUCUUCUGAGGCAAGUGAAGACAUGGAUUCUGCGCGGCUGGCCUAAACAACUCGGGCAGGAGCAACAGGGCUUCCUGCCGUACUUCACCCGCAGGACAACACCGACUCAAGGCGGCCAAUCGCCCGCCGAGAUGAUGCUCGGUUUUCAGCCAAGGACCCGUCUAAGCGCACAAUUUACAGAGGAGGUGGACCGGGAGCCCAUGGUGAACACAUUCACAGCGCCGAUGCAGCGUUUUCCUCAGGGGGCGCCUGUGUGGUCACGCCAGUACAAUCAAGCCGGUCAGCGAUGGUUACCCGGCACGGUGACGUCAUCAAGAGGUAGGCGCUUGGUUAUGGUGGACACCACCGGAGGAAUGCAGUGUCGUCAUGUGGAGCAACUGCGGCCACGGCACCUCAGAACGGUGGCAAAGCAGGAGUGCUCCGCGACCCGGCCUUCUGAGCAGCAACCCUCACCACGUGAUCCACCCUCACAUGACCAACCUUCGGCAGGCGACAACAUCGAGUCAACAGACUUAUCUCUGACACCGACGGCAUCGGAACUUCCCAGGCGUUCUACGCGCAUAAGAAGGCAGCCAGACAGACUUGGCUUCGUCUAAGGGAAAGGAAGUGCCAUGUCGCGGCAUCUAAAGUGCGGGCUCGGCACCAACGUGUGCGCAUGCGCGCUCAAAGGCACACAGCAUAAAUACAGCAACGCUAUCUGCAAUAAACGAUUCUUGUUCUGGCGCUUA
Molecule: messenger RNA, 1818 nt
Organism: Rhipicephalus sanguineus (brown dog tick)
Lineage: Eukaryota; Metazoa; Arthropoda; Arachnida; Ixodida; Ixodidae
Exons: 5
Coding region: 1-1686 (561 amino acids)
Source: RefSeq, a predicted model, not a curated record